Clarias gariepinus (North African catfish) is the source of this 5145-nucleotide messenger RNA. RefSeq names its product NACHT, LRR and PYD domains-containing protein 12-like. The coding region runs from base 258 to 4382 and encodes 1374 amino acids. The transcript is spliced from 19 exons. NCBI's taxonomy places the organism in Eukaryota, Metazoa, Chordata, Actinopteri, Siluriformes, Clariidae. The record is from RefSeq and is a predicted model, not a curated record. Gene Ontology annotation, molecular function: protein binding.
GGAACCUUUCCGGAUAUCAGCUCCAGGACUCAACAUCAUGGAGUAUACAGUGAAUUAUAGCGUGAUAAAGUUAUAAUUUUCACUAAAUUUUCAACUGCACACACUUACCAGUGAACUGUGUGUAAAUCAUCAACUGCCUGUGUAUCAGCUGAUUUCUACACCAGCUUUACAUCCUGAGCAGAAGGAGUAUAAUCCACUGAGAUCAGACUCUUCAGGACUCAACUGCACGUUUGUGGAUACUUUACUAAUAUUCCAAGAUGGAAACUCCUGAUGUUAACACAGAUAAUGCGUCCCCACCCUCUAAAAAACGUAAACUCCAGGAAAAGAGAUCAGAAUCAGCAGGACCUAGCUGUAUCUCCAUGAAGAGUGAUCAGUCUAUGGAUGUUCCUAUGAGGUUUAAAGCUGGAGACUCCUUACCUAUACACAGUAUUCUACAGGAGGCAGGAGACAGAAUAUUAAAGAAGAUCAUCACUGAUACACGGCGCGACCCAGAAUCUACUGCUGUAAAUGAAUUCCAGAAAAAGUUCAAAUUAAAUCUAAUGAAGAAGUUUCAGUUCUUGAAUGGAGUGAUAAUAAACCUGGGAACCCAAACACUCCUGAGUGAGAUCUACACAGAGCUCUACAUCACAGAGGGAGACAGUGGAGAAGUCAAUAAAGAACAUGAGGUGAGACAGAUCGAAGCAGCGUCCAGGAGAAUAACAACAGAGGAAACACCAAUCAAAUGCAAUGACAUCUUUAAACCCUUAUCUGAACAAGACGAACCCAUCAGAUCUGUGCUGACAAAGGGAGUCGCUGGCAUCGGAAAAACUGUCUCUGUGCAGAAGUUCAUAGUGGAUUGGGCUGAAGGGAAAGCAAAUCAGGACGUCCACCUCAUAUUUCCACUUCCUUUCAGAGAGCUGAAUUUGUUAAAGGACCAGAAAUUGAGUCUGAUGGAGCUUCUUGAUGUAUGUUUUAAUGAAAUAAAAGAAACAGAAAUGUUCAGUUUGGAAAAAGUUCUGUUCAUUUUUGACGGAUUGGACGAGUGUCGUUUUUCUCUAGAUUUCCAGAACACAGUGAGAGUGUGUGAUGUAACUGAAUCUGCAUCAGUGCCUGUGCUGCUGAUAAACCUGAUCAAAGGGAAUCUGCUUCCCACUGCUCUCAUCUGGAUCACCUCCCGACCAGCAGCAGCUGAUCAAAUCCCCUCUGAGUGUGUCCAUCGAGUCACAGAGGUACGAGGGUUUAGUGACCCACAGAAGGAGGAGUACUUCAGGAAGAGGAUCAGUGAUCAGAGCCUGGCCAAUAACAUCAUCACACACCUAAAGUCAUUAAGAAGCCUCUAUAUCAUUUGCCACAUCCCAGUCUUUUGCUGGAUUUCAGCCGCUGUUCUAGAGAGAAUGUUGGGUGAAGCAGAGAGUGGAGAGAUCCCCAAGACUCUGACUCAAAUGUACACACACUUCCUCAUCAUUCAGAUAAACAUCAAAAGAGAAAAGUACUCAAAGAAGCAGGAGAGUGACGAAGAAAUGCUACUUAAACUGGGACAACUGGCUUUUGAGCAGCUGAAGAAAGGGAACCUGAUCUUCUAUGAUGAAGACCUAAAAGAGUGUGGCAUUGAUGUGAGAGAAGCAGCAGUGUAUUCAGGUGUGUGUACGCCAAUCUUCAGAGAGGAGUUUGGGCUUCACCAGAGUAAAGUGUACUGCUUUGUUCAUCUGAGCAUUCAGGAGCACCUCGCAGCUCUGUAUGUGCACCUGAUGUUUAUGAUAGACAAUAAAAAUGUUUUUAAAAAGACUCAAACAUCAAAACAAAAGAAGGAAGAAAUUACAAUUUUAGAUUUCCACAAGUGUGCUGUGGAUGAAGCUUUAAAAAGUCAGACUGGACAUCUGGAUCUUUUCCUUCGCUUUCUUCUGGGUCUCUCACUGAAGUCCAAUCAAAAACUCUUACAGGUCUUAGUAACACAGACAGGAAGUAGCUUCCAGAGCACAGAGGAAACAGUUCAGCACAUUAAGUGGAAGAUCAGUAGAGAGCGUUCUACAGAGAAAUCCAUCAAUCUGUUCCACUGUCUGAAUGAACUGGGUGAUAAUUCUCUAGCAAACAAAAUCCAACGCUACCUAAAAUCUGGAAAACUAAGAAAACUCUCUUCUUCACAGUGGUCUGCUCUGGUGUUUGUGUUACUGACAUCAACACAGGAGCUGGAGGAAUUUGACCUGAAUUAUUAUUUCAGUCCAGAUAAGAUAACAGAUGAUGUUCUUCUGAAGGCGAUGCCUGUCAUUGCAGCAUCCAGAAAAGCAAUUAUCAGGUGUGAUAGAAUUGGAGUAAACAGUUGGUCAACUCUGGGAUCAGCACUCAACUCAGAAACGUCCAAACUAAAAGAACUACAUCUGACUGUAAAUACAUUGGAACUGUCAGACAAUACAGUAAGCGACUCAGAAGGAAAGGCUCUCUUUGCUAUACUGGAGAAUCCUUACUGUAAAGUGCACAGCCUGAGGAUUUGGGGUUGUAAUGUCCCAUUUGAAAGCUGGACUGUUGAGACAUCACUUCUGAUAUCAAACCCCUCACACCUGAAACAAGUGGAUCUGUCCUGGCAUAAAGUAGAUGACUCUGGAGUGAAGUGUCUCUCUUCUGUACUUAAGAUUCCUUACUGUAAACUUGAGAAACUGAGGUUGUGGCAUUGUGGUGUCUCAGAUGAAAGCUGUGCUGUUCUGACUUCAGCUCUGAGAUCAAACCCCUUACACCUGAGACAACUGGAUCUGUCUGAUAAUAGAAUAGGAGACUCAGGAGUGAAGUGUCUUUGUGCUGUACUGGAGAAUCCUGACUGUAAACUAGAGACACUGAGGUUGUAUAAGUGUGGUGUCUCGGAUGAAGGCUGUGCUGCUCUGACUUCAGCUCUGAUAUUAAACCCCUCACACCUGAGAGAACUGGAUCUGUCCUGUAAUAAACUAGGAGACUCAGGAGUGAAGUGUCUCUGUGCUGUACUGGAGAAUCCUCACUGUAAACUGGAGACACUGAGGUUGUAUAAGUGUGGUGUCUCAGAUGAAGGCUGUGCUGCUCUGACUUCAGCUCUGAGAUCAAACCCCUCACACCUGAGAGAACUGGAUCUGACUAAUAAUAAAGUAGGAGACUCAGGAGUGAAGGGACUCUGUGCUGUACUGGAGAAUCCUGACUGUAAACUGGAGAUACUGGGGUUGUGUGGUUGUGGUGUCUCAGAUGAAGGCUGUGCUGCUCUGACUUCAGCUCUGAGAUCAAACCCCUCACACCUGAGAGAACUGGAUCUGUCUAAUAAUAAAGUAGGAGACUCAGGAGUGAAGUGUCUCUGUGCUGUACUGGAGAAUCCUGACUGUAAACUGAAGACACUGAGGUUGCGUGGUUGUGGUGUCUCAGAUGAAGGCUGUGCUGCUCUGACUUCAGCUCUGAGAUCAAACCCCUCACACCUGAGAGAACUGAAUCUGUCUAAUAAAAAAAUAGGAGACUCAGGAGUGAAGUGUCUCUGUGCUGUACUGGAGAAUCCUCUCUGUAAACUGGAGACACUGAGGUUGCGUGAUUGUGGUGUCUCAGAUGAAGGAUGUGCCGCUCUGACUUCAGCUCUGAGAUCAAACCCCUCACACCUGAGACAACUGGAUCUGUCCUUUAAUAAACUAGGAGACUCAGGAGUGAAGUAUCUCUGUGCUGUACUGGAGAAUCCUCACUGUAAACUGGAGACACUGAGGUUGUGUGAUUGUGGUGUCUCAGAUGAAGGCUGUGCUGCUCUGACUUCAGCUCUGAGAUCAAACCCCUCACACCUGAGACAACUGAAUCUGUCUAAUAAUAAAGUAGGAGACUCAGGAGUGAAGUGUCUCAGUGCUGUACUGGAGAAUCCUGACUGUAAACUGGAGACACUGGGGUUGUGGGAUUGUGGUGUCUCAGAUGAAGGCUGUGCUGCUCUGACUUCAGCUCUGAGAUCAAACCCCUCACACCUGAGAGAACUGGAUCUGUCCUUUAAUAAAGUAGGAGACUCAGGAGUGAAGUGUCUCUGUGCUGUACUGGAGAAUCCUCACUGUAAACUGGAGACACUGAGGUUGUGUGAUUGUGGUGUCUCAGAUGAAGGCUGUGCUGCUCUGACUUCAGCUCUGAGAUCAAACCCCUCACACCUGAGAGAACUGGAUCUGUCCUUUAAUAAAGUAGGAGACUCAGGAGUGAAGUGUCUCUGUGCUGUACUGAAGAAUCCUCACUGUAAACUGGAGACACUGAGGUUGUGUGGUUGUGGUGUCUCAAAUGAAGGCUGUGCUGCUCUGACUUCAGCUCUGAGAUCAAACCCCUCACACCUGAGAGAACUGAAUCUGACCUGGAAUUAUGUAGGAGACUCAGGAAAGAAGCUGCUCUCUGCUCUUAAGGAUGAUGAACAUUUUAAACUACAGACACUGAAGGUGUGAUGAACAUCUUUGUGUGAUGAAGACUCCGGUGUUCCUGCGUCUCCAUGUUGGUGAUAGAGAACAUGCUCAUAAACACAUCAUUCAUUUAGUUAUAACACAUUAAACAGACUCAGAGACGUGAGAAGUGUGUGUUCAUCGUGCACAGUGAAUCACAGACUGAGUGAACACAGACAAGUGGAGUGACACAAGUCAUCAAAUCUGCCAGUUCUGUUAUGAAAUAAAUGAAACAUCAGCCUUGUUGUGGUCGCUGCUCGUCCAAACACAUUCAUGGACCAAAAUUAACUGUUGUAUGACGUAGGUUUGAUGGGUCAUGUGAUUAUUCUGUGUUUUUGAUUACUGUUAUUUUUUAUUAUAUAUCUUUUUUCUUAUGCAUGCUUUUUUAUUGCUGUUUUGUUGGGUUCACAAUUAAAAUGACAAAUGACAUUGUAUUUAAGUCCUUUUAAGCCCAAUCCCAAUUCUACCCCUUACCCCUACACUUAGCCCUACCCCUCUGUUUGGAGCGUUCACGUAAAGGGGUAGGGGUGUCUCAUUUCUCUUUUGGUUGGAGGGGUAGGGGUAAGGGGAAGGGCCAGAUAGCCCUCCAAACGAAGAUUUUUCGGGACCUCACUUCCAACGAAGGGCUAAGCGAAAUUUUCAUCAUGGCUGCUCACUCGAGCAAGCAGACCCAUAAAUGUAACUAAUUUUUGCCAUUAACAAGGAUUUUUAUGACAAGUUUUCAUUAUAUGUAUAUUACCUUUAGUCUUGUGUUUGUGUUUAUGGUGAU